CCCCGUCGCAGCCACCGUUCUACUUGGCCGCCAUCGGCCGCCGGGCAUCGCGCGCCGCCAGGAUGGGGCGCUUUGGCGUGCCGGCCGCACAUAAUAAGGUGGGUCACACCUUGUUGUUGCUUCACGCUUCACGCCACCCGCGGCGCUGCACAGCUGGCCCUGCCGCUCGCCUCGCCCGCGCGUGCGGCGACCUGCAGCGCGCUACGUGCCUGCGCGCUCGGGCCACCGCAGCAACAUCCUGCCCACCCGUUGCUUCACCAACACAGCCGCGCAAAACCGUCUGCAUUGCUCACCACCGCCAUCGCUCGCCGCUCCCACGCCCCGCCUCCAGAUACUGGUGAUGACGCUGAUCAAUGUGUCCAACCUUUUCUGCCACUCGCUCUUUUCAAUCCUGCCCGCCUUCUUCCCUCAAGAGGCAAAGUCCAAAGGCAUGAGCGACGACGCGGUCGGCAUCGUGUUCGCGUGCUUCCCGGCCGUCAUCUUCCUCACGUCGCCCUUCGCGGGCCCCUUCAUGUCGCGGCACGGCAAGAAGUGGGUCUACACCACCGGCCUCGUCGUCGUCGCCAUCUCGACCAUCUGCUUCUCUGUCGCCUCGUACAUGCCCGCCGGAUCGCCGUUUGCCACCUGGUGCUUGCUGAUCCGGCUGACGCAGGGACUCGGCUCAGCGAUGGAGGAGACCGCAGCGUACGCCCUGAUCGCCGACAUGGACACCGACAACGUCUCCACUCGCGCAGCUUUCGCCGAGUUUGCUCAGAGGACGUCCCUGCGAAAUCCCGGAUCAUUCCACUCCCAGGUGUCUUUUUUCAUGGGUCUCACGGAGAUCUCGACCGGGCUCGGCUACAUGGUGGGCCCCCCGCUCGGCGGGAUGCUCUUCGCGGCGGGCGGCUUCGCGACGCCCUUUGUGGCGGCGGCGCUCAUCUACUAUCGGCUGCCCCCGGAUGACCGAAGGCGAUCGAGCGACGACGCGGGCGGCGCCAACUCUGACUACGCCUUUCUCGAGCCCACCCUCGCCGACCACGCCAAGGCGCGCGGGCACGCAUCGUCCGAGGCCUCGAUCGGCCUCCUCUUCUCGAUCUCCUCCGUCACCUACACCCUCGCGUGCCCGUUGAUUGGCAGCCUCGCCCGCCGCCUCCUGCUGCAGCUGCUCGGUUUCCUGCUGAUUGGCCCUUCCCCGCUGCUGGCGCUGCCGAGCGGGCUGGGCUUGCCGCAGCUGUGCGCCGCUCUCGUCCUCUUCGGCGUCGGCGAGAGCAUGAGCAUGACGCCCGUGAUGGACGACAUGAUGGCGUCGUGCGGCGAGCACGCCGACGCGUCGGUCAACUCGCUCUCGUCGGUGCUCGCCGCUUCCUUCUCGCUUGGCCAGGCGUGCACGGCGAUGGCGCUCGUGCUGCUGGUGCACACGAGCGCAAUCAUGCUCGUCGAGGUCCUCUCGCCGAAGAGGACCGUGCGCGAGGGCGCCUACCAGGAGCUCAGCGCGGUGAAUCCGCCAGAGGUGGAGGUGGCGGAGGAUUGA
Messenger RNA from Emiliania huxleyi CCMP1516, 1510 nucleotides. RefSeq lists its product as hypothetical. The transcript is spliced from 9 exons. Lineage: Eukaryota; Haptophyta; Isochrysidales; Noelaerhabdaceae. Gene Ontology annotation, biological process: transmembrane transport. The record is from RefSeq and is a predicted model, not a curated record. The coding region runs from base 341 to 1510 and encodes 389 amino acids. Gene Ontology annotation, molecular function: transmembrane transporter activity.